GGGAAUAUAAAAACACUUUCUUACUAGUACUGUUAACCGGACGAUAGUGCGGAGGACGCGACAACAUCAGCAGUAUUUAUACAAAGAGAAAGAAGGAUUCGCGUCACGAUGAGUCAGCCACAACAGAUGGAGUCGUCACCGCAGCACUCGUUGAGCACCUCCGCCGCGGUUCAGUCCUCCGUGGACGGACUUCCUGAGUGGUGCACAAACGAAUUUCGUGAGCGCUACCGAAGAGGCGAGGUUCCACUGUUUGGCUGCUACGAUCCAGUUUACCUGCGGCAACCCUUUCGACCUGCGAGCGAGUCUGCAGGACUGCUUCCUCCUUCCUCUUCCUUCUUCCCGCCCUUCUCCUCCCUCGUGCGGCGCUUCGCGAGUGCGAGCGAUGCUGCAUCCAGCACGGCCCCAGAAGCGAAAGAUGACGGCGAACAGGACGCGAACGGUGAUGUUGCGGGGUCGGGCUUUGGCCGUGCACGUCCCGCACACAGCUGGGAGCACAUCACCAGCGCGGAGGAUCUGUGGAAUGGGCCACCGCUGACGACGAAGAUUCCCCCGGCGGGAGAUUACGAGCGUAUUCUGCUGGAUCGCCCGUAA
Messenger RNA from Leptomonas pyrrhocoris, 591 nucleotides. RefSeq names its product unspecified product. The transcript has a single exon. The record is from RefSeq and is a predicted model, not a curated record. Lineage: Eukaryota; Euglenozoa; Kinetoplastea; Trypanosomatida; Trypanosomatidae. Bases 109 to 591 code for a protein of 160 amino acids.